AAACAAUAAAUGAAGAAAGAAAAAAGAGAAAAAAAGAAGAGAAGAAAAUAAAGAGUGGAAAAAAAAAGCAAGAAAUAGGUUGACCGUUAUCGAUAGUAUCUUUUGAACGGUUCGGAAGGGCACAUUUUUCUCAAUCGAGUCUCCGAUCGUAAAGAGACUCAGAAGAAGAGAACCGUUCACCGGUGUGCAAAAGGGAGUUCUCUCGGCUCGUGCUUCGCUUUCAAGCACGGUACAUUCUUUCCACGGCCGUUGCUACACACACACACACACACACACACAUAUGUAUACACAUACAUACAUAUAUACAACAUAGAUGCACGUAGCCGCACUUAUAAGCACGUAUAAGCAGAAAUCGCAAGUAUACAUAUAUAUGUAUGUGUGUGUGUAUGUUGUGUAGUAUGUAUCUAUAUCUAUACCUCCGUUCAAAUACAAUCUCUCUCUCGUCCGGUUGAAGUUCGUGGCGCGUCCACAACGAGGCGCCAGGGCGCAUGUUCAGUAAAGAAAUGACUAUCGUUGUACGUUGAAAGAACGACAGUCGCGCGCCGACCACGCAUGGAUGCGGUGUGUCGGGUGUUACGUUAGAUGAAUUUAUCUUUUCUAUAUAUAUAUAUUUCUUUUUUCUCUCUCUCUCUCUCUGUCCACGCAAAUUUUCUACUAUAACAUAUUUCUAUAUUUAUCGGAAUAUCUACGACUAAUUCGAAGUUACUAUCACACUAUAUAUAUAUGUAUAUAUAUAUAUAUAUGUACAAGUCUAUCAUAAUUCUUCGAAGUAAAAUCGUGUAACGUAGCAUAUCGGUGAUAUGGUGGUUGUGUGUUCGUAGUGUGGCAAAAUUCUUUUAUCGAAUUAGCGGACGAUAAGUGUGAGAAAAAGAAGAAAGAUUUAAUUAAAAGGAGAGGGGGAAGUCAUUCGAUGUUCGAAAUUACAUUGGAGAAAUUUCAUUGGAAUGACCAAUCAAUCGACGAAUGAAAAAGGAAGGAAUUCGAAGAAAAUAAAAGAAAAGAAAAGAAAUGAAAAAAAGAAAAGAAUAUAUAAUAGGAAAGGAUUAAUAAUGAAUGUAUAAAAAAAAAAAGAAAAAAAAAAAGAAAAAAAAGAGGAAAAAGAAGGGAAUAAGAGAGAACGAUGAUCGUUAGUAAAGUUUUCUUUCUUCCCUUUUUUUCUUUUUUCUUUUUACAUCGGUAUAUCGCGAUUGGUUUCAAUGACAGGGUGAUGACGAUUUUCGUUCGUGAAAAUUCGUAAUUAUUCGUGAAAAUUCGAGAGAUUUCGGAUUUUCUUCGGGAAACGUGUGUGUAUCGUACGAAGUUAGGUGAGAAUAAGAAUAAGAAGGGAAAGAAAAAGAAGAAGAAGAAGAAUAAGGAAGAGGAGGAGUAAGAGGAGGAGACGUAGGUGGAGUAGGAGGAUAAGGACAUAUAAAGGCAAGUUCGUUCUGGCGCUAUAGGAAUGAUUUUCACCGGAAGGUCGGUCGACGCUCUCGACGAGGUACGCGGUAGCAGCGGCGUCGUCGUCCAGAGCGACGAGCGUCGCGACGUUAAAGCCGUCGCUAUAGCAGCCGGUUGGUUCUCCAGUUUGCGCAGACCCGGCAAGAGGAACAAGAGAUCCUGCCAAAAACAGGCCAAAAGUGCUUGGGACCUUACCACCUUAUCUACGCAAUUGAAAGAUGAACUUGGUGAGGUCGUGGCAGAGAUGGAGGCGAUGGAGGGCGGAGGCCUCGUCGCGAACGAGACGAAACCGACGAACAAGGCAAAGCAGACGUCGAUCGGACGGAAGAAAUUCAACAUGGACCCGAAAAAGGGCAUUGAGUACCUGAUCGAGCACAACCUGUUGGCACCAACGCCAGAGGAUGUUGCACAGUUCCUUUACAAGGGGGAGGGCCUUAACAAGACAGCGAUUGGCGAUUAUCUUGGAGAACGUCACGAUUUUAACGAGCGCGUAUUACGUGCCUUCGUCGAGCUCCAUGAUUUUACCGAUCUUAUAUUGGUACAGGCAUUGAGACAAUUCUUAUGGUCCUUUCGUUUGCCCGGCGAGGCACAGAAAAUAGAUCGGAUGAUGGAGUGUUUCGCACAGAGAUACUGUCAGCUAAAUCCAAAUAUAUUCACCAACACCGACACCUGUUAUGUUCUCAGUUUCGCCAUUAUAAUGCUUAACACGUCCCUACAUAAUCCAAGCGUCAAGGACAAGCCCAGCGUAGAACAGUUUAUAUCUAUGAAUCGUGGUAUCAACAAUGGCGGCGACCUUCCACGAGAAUUACUCGUGAGUCUUUACGAAAGUAUAAAAACGGAACCAUUCAAGAUCCCGGAAGACGAUGGCAACGAUUUGAUGCACACCUUCUUUAACCCCGAUAAGGAAGGCUGGCUUUGGAAGCAAGCAGGUGGACGUUACAAAAGCUGGAAAAGACGGUGGUUCAUUCUAAACGACAAUUGCCUAUAUUAUUUUGAAUAUACGACGGACAAGGAACCGCGUGGUAUCAUUCCGUUAGAAAACAUACAAGUUAGAGAAGUACAAGAUCGACACAAGCCGCAUUGCUUUGAACUUUAUGCAGCUGGAUCAGAAUUUAUCAAAGCAUGUAAAACUGAUAGCGAAGGAAAGGUCGUUGAAGGAAAGCAUACAGUGUACAGAAUGUCUGCAGCAACAGACGAGGAGAAAGAUGAAUGGAUCAAAUGCGUUCGGCAAAGUAUAUCACACAAUCCAUUUUAUGAUAUGCUAGCAGCAAGAAAGAAAAAAGCACAAAAGACAAAUGUCUAUUCGAAGAGUUAAAUAAUAACUAGAGAGUAGAGUUUCGAAAGUAACUCAAUUGACAUGAAAGACUGUAUUUAGAUCUCAAAGUUUACUUUGAAGAUCUUAGAACACGAUCAGAAUAAGAUCUGAUCAUUUUAGAAGCAUCAACAGGGAUGCAUCAUUAUUGAUAAAAGAUAAAGAGACAAGAUACCGAUACAUACAUAUAUAGAUAUAUUAUAUGUAUAUAUAUAUAUAUCUGUGUGUGUGUAAAGGCACUGAUUAAAAUAAUAAAAAUAAUUCGACAUAGUUUUGAAAAUGAAAAGAUAGAGUGUCUAUCAAGAAGGAAGAAAAGAAUAAUAAUAAUAAUAAUAAUAAUAAUAAUAAUAAUAAUAAUAAUAAUCGUUUAUCUCCGAAGAUCGAUCGGUGAAUGAUUGAUGAUUUAUAAAAGAAGAAUUUUUAAUAUUCCUGAAGAGAUAGCCUAAAAUAUGCUGCUAACAAACAACAAUAAAAAUAACAGCAACAAAAACAAAUAAGAUGGUUGAAGGUAAUGAAAUAGAAAAUUGAAGAAGGAACUAUGAAUAACUUUAUUGUAUUCGUGAAUUGGAUUUUUCAAUUAUUUAAUGGAUGGGGAAGAAGAGGAUGAGAGAGAAGAGGGACAAGGAGAGGAAGAAGAAAAACUCCCAUAGAAAUUCUUCCUUAAGUUUCUUAUGGAAUUUGAUCGAAUACAAAAGUAUAAAAAGUUAUUAAUAAUAAAACUCUCCUUUACUAUUAUUUUUCAAAUCAAAAGUGGAUAAAGAGUGAAAUCUUGUCUACUUUUUUGGCAGUUUUAUAUGGAUUAUCUAAUCGAGGCUCUAAACGAAACGAUCGUUCGAAAAGAGAGAGAGAAAAAGAUAGAGAGAUGAAAAGAGAGAGGGAGAGAGAGAGAGAGAGAGAGAGGGAGAGGGAGUGGAAGGGAGAGAAAGUAAAAAAGAGAGAAAGAGAGAUAAAGAGACUAUGUGAAUGAUGUAAAAUUAUUUAUCUUGUAAAUGUCCUUCUUGUAAAAUGUAUCACAUGUGUCACAAAUGAGAAAGACCUCCAAAUGAUUUUUCAUUAGAAAAUUGUCUAUAUCAAUGAAGAUACAUACGUAUAUAUGCAUACAUAUAUGUAUAUACGUAAUACAUACGUACGUAUAACAUAAUAACAACAACAACAACAACAACAAGAACAACAAAAGCAACGUCUUUGUCGAAUUUGAAGAGAGACAAGAAGAAAAUAUAUAGAAUUAUAAGGAGCGUGUAUCAAUGUGAUAGCUGUGUAUUUAUUUGAACAAAUGUGAAUAGAUAAAACUCUAGUGGUAGGUUUAUGCGCGUUUCAAAUGAUACGUCAUGAAACUUUCCUAGAAAAAAGAAAAA
This is a messenger RNA of Vespa crabro (European hornet), 4104 nucleotides long. RefSeq names its product cytohesin-1 (gene step). Bases 1439 to 2752 code for a protein of 437 amino acids. The record is from RefSeq and is a predicted model, not a curated record. Gene Ontology annotation, biological process: regulation of ARF protein signal transduction. NCBI's taxonomy places the organism in Eukaryota, Metazoa, Arthropoda, Insecta, Hymenoptera, Vespidae. The transcript has 7 exons. Gene Ontology annotation, molecular function: guanyl-nucleotide exchange factor activity.